This is a messenger RNA of Naegleria lovaniensis, 1803 nucleotides long. RefSeq lists its product as uncharacterized. The record is from RefSeq and is a predicted model, not a curated record. Gene Ontology annotation, cellular component: endosome; lytic vacuole. Gene Ontology annotation, biological process: SNARE complex assembly. The coding region runs from base 1 to 1803 and encodes 600 amino acids. The transcript has 5 exons. Gene Ontology annotation, molecular function: SNARE binding. NCBI's taxonomy places the organism in Eukaryota, Heterolobosea, Eutetramitea, Acrasida, Naegleriidae.
AUGCAAACAUCCGAAGAAUCAUCAACAACAACAAAAGAGGAAAUUCCAUCAUCAUCCACCCCAACCGAAUUAACAAACUCUCGGAAUCAUCAAGACGAAAAUUCCAGCCCAUUAGCUUCAUCGCAGGUUUUAUCUGGAGUAGUGGAGAAUGACAAGCAACAAUCAUCUGGACAUAACGGAAUGACCAAUACUCAACCCACGACGUCAUCAGCGACGACCUCACAACCAAAUGCUCUUUCUCCAAUGACUUCGACUCAUCAGCUCAAAAAGAUGAACGAAUUUGUAACUCCUUUGAAUAAUUUAUCAGAGUCACCAAUGUCAUCCUCUCUUAUCAUGCCAGAUAAUACUCAAAAGACCACAAAGACAUCCUUCAAGUUUUUCCUAAAACCUAAACAGCGUAGUUUGAGACACUUGAGAGCGAUCCAUGUCAGAAAUAUUCAGAGUCAAGAAGUUGUGUGCUCGUUUGCUAGUGUCUAUAUUGGAAAUGAUGCAGAAGACUCACAUCUUGAGCUAUUAUUCAGGACUGGAGUUUUGGAACAAUCAGUUAAUCCAUCCUGGAAUUUUGAAUUAAACGUUAAUCCUAAAUUUUCAGAAAACAAUGAGAAUAGCUCGACGGAUAAUGGAAGCCAAAUUACUGAUCUCGUGGUAAAAAUAUAUUCUGUUAAAUAUUCUCUGCAAAACCAGUCGAUAUUGCAUUUGCAAGAGACCACACAUCCAAAUGUUGACUUGGGAGAGGAAUUUAUUUGUGAAGAGCGAUUUAAUUUUAAUCGGUUGAACUUUGUUGGAGUUACCAUGAAAGAUUUGAUACUGAGUGAACUACCUGUCAAUUGCAUUUUAUUGGAAUUUGUUGACGGAGUUUUUAUUUCCGAAGACUUAGAUUCAGUUCUUAAAAAACAUGGUGUAGGAAAUGAAAAAAUCACAAGAAAGAGUUUUAGAGUUGACCAGACAUCGCAUGAGGUCAGUGUGGCAGAGCUGCAACAUGCUGUCGAAAAAUUAUGUGGAACUCAAUUGGCAAUACAAGAAUCUCAACUUAGUAUUGGAGAGAUGCAGGAGAGCAUUAAGGCUGAGAUAGAGAAGAGGCAAAAAAUCAUUGAAAUCAAACAACAAAUAGCUCUUAGAAAGAGUAGGAUAAAAAGACUGAAUGCUGUGAUUCAACAGACAAAGGAAUCGAUCGAUAAACGAAAAACUCAACUUGAAGAAAAGAAGAACGAUUUGAAGGAAAAACAUCAACAAUUGCUAGAGUCACAACAAGAUUUAUUGGAGCAACGAUUGUCUCUUUCACGAGAGCAAGCAGGGUUUCUUUCUACACAAAAGGAAGAGCUCUCCAUUUUAGAGCAAAAGUUUAGACACAGACAAGCAAUGAUCGUUCAACAAUUGAGUAGCAUUUAUAUGAUUGGCCCUCAUCCCCAAAAACAAACAAACGAUUUGUAUAUUAACGGCUUGACAAUUUGUAGAGGAGAGCAACCAAAUAAUGACGAUGAAGCAGCAAGUGCACUUGGAUUUGUGGCUCAUUGUGUUCGUAUCCUAUCCAAGUUGUUCCAAAUUCCUCUCAAGUACCAAAUUUAUGCAUUAUCUUCACGAAGUUUUGUCAGUGAAGAGGGACAAAAUGAUCAAAAUGUUUUAUUACCAUUAUUUAUGCUUAGAGGAAGUGAACGAACAAAAUUUUACAAGGCGAUCAUUCUGUUGAAUCUUAACCUGCAGCAUAUUUUGAAAGUGAAAGGAUUUAAGAGACCGAUGAAAAGUGAACGUAAAUUCGAUGUUCUAGACAAUCUUCAAUUCUUGUUUAAGAAUUUACAGAAAUAA